Molecule: messenger RNA, 1604 nt
Organism: Macrobrachium nipponense
Lineage: Eukaryota; Metazoa; Arthropoda; Malacostraca; Decapoda; Palaemonidae
Exons: 7
Coding region: 164-940 (258 amino acids)
Source: RefSeq, a predicted model, not a curated record
ACUCGAUUCGUCAUCAGUCAAGUCCUUGAACAGACGAGGGAAACGCGUACAAAAUCCUUGAGCGGUUACCCGUCGACAUUCGACGCUGAAAAAGUGCAACUCGCUAACAAGAAAGUAACGCAGUAAAGAAAACGAGAAUCCUCACAGAAAAUUGAAGCUCAAGAUGGGAAAUUUUGACAAUCAGUUUAUCAUUUGCUAUUUCCUGAUAGCGAUUUUACAAGCUCUGCCAAUAUCAUGUGCUGCUUCUAAUGGUAAUUCCAGACUGUUCAAGGAGGUUAAGAUUAACGGAGGUGAUGCCGACUGUUCCACAGCAGGAAAAAACUACAAAUCAGUCACCUUCUCCUCAGUGUUAUCGUCAGCCACAAUCCCCUGCGCCAACAUUUGUAGACAGGAAGAUGCUUGUGUGGUGUUUGACACCAAAGGUAAUGUUUGUACCCUGUACAACUUGACGCUGUCAGCUACCACACCCUGUGCCAUGGGGGCUUCAGGAACAAGGGCAUACACAAAACACCUUGGGAGAGACAUAGCCCUUUAUAAAUUCAUCGAUGCUUCCACCAUUGCACCUGGCAACAUAGCUCUCUUCAGUGAGCUCACAAGCAAUAGGACCUCUUACAAUGACAAUCAUCUUUACUGCCCCUGUACCCAAGUCUAUGAUAAUAGCUGGAUUCGAGUUGAUCUUGGGCAAACUUACAAGAUUACUCGAGUUGAUGUCACAGUGUCUUUCCAGUUGCGAGAGACAUACUUCAGAACAGUCAGCGUACAUAUUGGUGAUACAGGACUUUUGGCAGUUGACCCACUAGUUGGUGGAAAGGACUCCAGAAUACCAGCACCACUGGAGCUUUAUAAAUUCUAUGUUACAGGUACUGGAAGGUACGUGAUACUCCAACAGCUUGAGACAAAUCAUUUCUGUUGCUGCAAGAUCCAGAUCUACGGUUACUGAAAGGCGAAUCUCCCUCCCCUUGGGGUACUCUGUCUUCAACCAAAGGAAAACCAACUAUUAGGGCCGUAGUCCCUAGAUAAGGUCUUCACGCCUAUUUACAUUUGCACGGAGAGCAAAUCUCCUUUGGUGUAUUCGCCUGUCUUCACUGGAUGGAAAAAUCACUAUUAGGCCCGAGAUCCCAAUAUAAGGUCUUCACGCCUAUUUACAUUUGCACGGAGAGCAAAUUUCCCUUAGGGUAUUCACCUGUCUUCACUAGAUGGAAAAAUCACUAUUAGGCCCGAGGUCAACUAGAUAAGGUCUUCAAGCCUAUUUACAUUUGCACGGAGAGCAAAUUUCCCUUAGGGUAUUCUCCUGUCUUCACUAGAUGGAAAAAUCACUAUUAGGCCCGAGGUCAACUAGAUAAGGUCUUCAAGCCUAUUUACAUUUGCACGGAGAGCAAAUCUCCCUUAGGGUAUUCACCUGUCUUCACUAGAUGGAAAAAUCACUAUUAGGCCCGAGGUCAACUAGAUAAGGUCUUCAAGCCUAUUUGUAUCCUCAACCAGGAACACUGGCAAACAUUGCUGUCAAACUGUCAAACAAUAUCUCAGACAUUAACUGUUGCAUGUCCAUUAUACCUGACUACAAGAGAACAUGUAAGUAAUGAUAAUAAAGAUAUUAAAGGUCA